AGUAGUAGGUGUGGCUGCCUGCAGAUUUUGAUAUCUUCUCUUUAAAGACAAAAUAAUCAUGUUGCUGGUUCUUACUGAAGAACACAAGACCCAUCUCUCCUUUCUCUCCACUGUAGACAUUUCUGUUGUGAGAGAGUUUUGCAGGAUAUCAAUGGAAUUUAUCAAAAACGGACCAAACACUAAGCUAUACUCUGGAGCAGCACAGAAACUAGGUGUUGACACUGCUACAGUUAGACAGAGUGUUCAAGGUCUCAUGUUUCUACUAGUUGAAUCUUCAAAACUAUCAGUCAAUGAAAUUGAUUUUUUGGACUCCAUUAUGAUCCUUGGAUUUGACGAGGAGCUAAACAAGGAAUUAUAUGCACUAUAUGAGGAGAACAGUUCUGAGAUAAGGUCCCUCCUAAUGAGUAUGUCCCUUGAUCUUCCUCACUACACUGACCUGGAGUGGAGACUGGAGGCACAACUGAGCUCUAGAUCACUGGAACGACAAGUACAACCAUCAAUACUACUGAGACUACAUACUGAGGAGGAAGGUGUUCCUAGUGUUCAUACGAUAGAGACUGAUCCUGUUAAUCUCAUUCAUUUGACUAACAGUCUUGAGACAGCACUAGCUGAAAUAAAGAGUCAACAUUGCAGACGAAUAAUGAGGGGCAUUAAAUAGAAGAGUAGAAACUUAAUUAUGUUACAGUUUGUUGUUAAUGUUUGUAUAGAACUACAAUAUAAAGUGAUCUAAAGUGUGUCUAUGUUUUUUGUUUCAAAUGUUAAUGUAGCUUGGCUGUAAACUUAAAUGCAUUGAUUUUUUAUAAAUUGAAUUAUGAUAGACCCAA
Molecule: messenger RNA, 824 nt
Organism: Amphimedon queenslandica
Lineage: Eukaryota; Metazoa; Porifera; Demospongiae; Haplosclerida; Niphatidae
Product: COMM domain-containing protein 2-like
Exons: 5
Coding region: 59-658 (199 amino acids)
Source: RefSeq, a predicted model, not a curated record